Molecule: messenger RNA, 2569 nt
Organism: Apis laboriosa (Himalayan honeybee)
Lineage: Eukaryota; Metazoa; Arthropoda; Insecta; Hymenoptera; Apidae
Product: neurotrimin-like
Exons: 11
Coding region: 33-1403 (456 amino acids)
Cellular component (GO): neuron projection
Source: RefSeq, a predicted model, not a curated record
UUCGUCGCGGCGUCACGCCAACUCCUAGAUGGAUGUUGCUGAACCGCGUUCUCGUGUCAGCGAUUUGCAUCGUCGCGCGAUUCCUCGCGGUCUGUCCAGCCUUCGUGGAAGGACGGCAAUCGAGGAAUCUGGAGAUAUUGGGGCAAAUAUCGGGUCACCAUCACGGAACGCAGUAUGCAUCGAUGUCGGAGAAUUACAAGAACAACUCAGACCUGCCCAGAUUCGCUGAAGAAAUCCAGAACGUGACCGUGAGCAAAGGUCGAGAUGCUUUGUUAGCCUGUAUAGUGGACAAUCUACGAAACUUUAAAGUGGCAUGGGUGCGCGUCGAUACGCAGACUAUCUUAUCCAUCCACCAUAAUGUCAUCACGCAAAAUCCACGGAUCUCGUUGUCCUAUAACGAUCACCGUACAUGGUAUCUUCAUAUAAAAAAAGUUGAAGAAGUGGAUCGUGGAUGGUACAUGUGUCAGGUGAACACAGACCCGAUGAGAAGUCGACAGGGUUAUUUGCAGGUUGUAGUUCCACCUUUCAUUAUCACGAAGGAAACCAGCACAGACAUGGUUGUCCGCGAAGGUUCAAACGUAACAUUGACAUGUAAAGCUUCAGGAUAUCCGGAACCUUACAUCAUGUGGCGGAGAGAGGAUGGAAAAAACAUAAACUACAAUGGAGAGAACGUGAAUGUCGUGAAUGGCGAGGUGUUGCACAUCGUGAAGAUAAGUCGAUUGCACAUGGGAGCAUACUUGUGCAUCGCUUCGAACGACGUUCCACCGCGAGUUAGCCAACGCAUAUCUCUUCGCGUGCAAUUUCCUCCUAUGCUUUCGAUACCAAAUCAAUUAGAAGCGGCAUAUAUUGGACAAGAUGUCACGUUGGAAUGUCACACAGAAGCUUAUCCUACCUCGAUUAAUUAUUGGACGACCGAACGUGGCGAUAUGAUUGUCUCCGGCAAUUACCAUUCUAUUGCAGGCGAUAAAUAUGAGGCGGUGUCCACCGACAACGGGUACAACAAGUACAUGAUGCUGAAGAUUAGAAAUGUCGGCCCGAGGGACUUUGGCUCGUACAAAUGCGUGGCACAAAAUUCUCUCGGUGGAACUGACGGGGACAUUAAAUUAGAUGAGAUUCCAGCACCAUCUACGACGUCCACGACACCGCCACCCUAUCACGUGACUGCAUCGAUGAAGAAGAACGGUAGAAACGGUAACAAGAAAUUACGACAACGACCUAUCGACUACGAGGUCGAGGAAUGGCGAAAUCCAGAUUAUGACAGAAAUUACAAUCCGCCAUCAAUGAGGCCGCCAGGCGAGCUUCCGGUCGACGCUUUAAGUCCGGGUGUCUCCCAUCGGGCUCAGCUCGUCCUUCAUCUUUUGGUGAGUCUGCUGUCACUGCUUCUUCCAGCCAUCAGAAGGUGAUUCUCACGUCGCGGGAACGGGGCUUCCAGUUCUAGUGUUUAUUGGACGGUGACCAGACCGGAGGCGGCUGCUACCAGUUUCCGGUACGCCGGCUCCGGCUGGAUGAUGGACGAGUGCGACGAAACAAGGCGCGCUUGAAAUUAUUUUCAUACUAAACGUAGACGUAUACAGAGAGCAAAGAAGAUAUAUAUAUAUAUAAUAUAUAUAAAUAUAAAUAAAUAUAUAUAUAUAUAAAUAUAAAUAUAUAAAUACAAAAAAAAUAUAAUAUGUUGUGUAAGUAUACUUACAGUGAGUAUGAAGGAAAUUCUUAGGCUUUUAUGAAUGACGAUGAUUUUGUGGCGCGCGACAUCUUUGCAUAUUCGAGAAAAGACUUCAUCCUCUCUCUCGUGACGCCUCGUGAAUCGAGGUUUAGAAGAAAAUAAGAGGGAGGGGGAAAAAAAAACUUUUCGUAUCGACUAGACGAAUUUUUCUGAUUACGAACGAGAGGGUUUCAUCAGCCAAUGUUUUUCAGCCGGUAUCAACCGCGACACGUCGAUAUUCCGAGGAAAAAUGUUCAAGGGUUGUGUCGUCUCAUAUUAACGCGUUGCCGCUUUAAAUGUUCCGCCAAAAAUCGAGUUUUAUAAUCAAACGUGUGUCGCGCGAAUUUUUCUCGAGGCGACUGAGAAUCAUUGGCGCUGAAAAAAAAAAAAAAGUAGUUUCGUUAGUUUCGUAAGAAUGCGCAAAUUGUCCGAAUCGAAACGAGAAUCGAGAGCGUUUCGUCUAACUUACUGUGUAAAUAUCAUUGAUUUUGAUAAAUCUUUGAGAUUUUGUCAGCGUUCUAGGUAUCUCCUUUCCUAAUGUGAAUUACUCGAGGUCUCAUUUCAUUGUCGCUGUAUCGUUCGCGUUGCUUAACGAACAAAAAAAAAAAAAAAGAAAAGAAAGAAAAAUCACCUUUUUUAAUUUUAUAACACGCUCCCUUCGCGAGAACGUUGAUUCGUUUAAUUACCAUAAAGGAACAAUUAAAUUGUCCUGGUAAUAAAUCCCAAAAACCGACGAGAUGACAGAGUACGUAAAUUCAUUGGGCGAGAUAAGAAGAUAAAAAAGUAUUAUUUUCAGACGAUUUUACGUACUCUUCAUCUGAAAAACCGAUCUCAUUGCUCGUUAAACGAACAACCAAGACACUCUUG